Messenger RNA from Anopheles funestus (African malaria mosquito), 661 nucleotides. RefSeq lists its product as uncharacterized. Lineage: Eukaryota; Metazoa; Arthropoda; Insecta; Diptera; Culicidae. The transcript has 2 exons. The record is from RefSeq and is a predicted model, not a curated record. The coding region runs from base 269 to 577 and encodes 102 amino acids.
GAUAAAAAUGCAAUUUUCCACUCGAUCCUGGCAAAUUGUUUUUUAACGGCAAAAUUGUCUCAGCUCGUGUUAUUAUCAAUCAAAACAUGGUGCAAAAACUUCUUGCCUUCCAACCGAGAACUAAUUGGUCUGCUAUCAUCAUAAAACAACGAAGCUAUUCGUACGAAAGUCGACUAUAAAAAGUGCUGGAUGUGUUCUUUACCGACAACCAUUCAUCAUUCCGUACUCUAGCAAACAUCUACCCGUGGUGCUCCAUCGUAUAGUAAAAAUGGCUUUCAAAGUUGCUGCCAUUGCUGUUCUGUUGACUAUUGUCGCCAUCAAUGCGGCUCCCCAGCUCGAUCAGCUGCCCAGCGGUAUGACUACGCCGGCUGUUGGUGAGAUCCAGGCACCGGUCGGUGGCAACCAGACGAAUCCGGGUGAUUUGCCCAACAACAUGAACACGACCGUUCCGUCGAACCCGGCCGAAGGUGUCGGUGGUGCCGAGAACGCUACCAUGCCGUCCAACAUUGGUGGAGGUAUCCCGAACCAGCUGGGAAACCGUAUCGCUAACCGCAUCAAUCGACCAAACAACCACUAAUGGAAGCUUUACUUUGUAUUACUUCGAUUCUGGCCCGAUUCUAAUCAAAUUGUAAUAAAUUUUGGUAAACCUGUCUAAAAGCGA